Molecule: messenger RNA, 1230 nt
Organism: Paramacrobiotus metropolitanus
Lineage: Eukaryota; Metazoa; Tardigrada; Eutardigrada; Parachela; Macrobiotidae
Product: demethylmenaquinone methyltransferase-like
Exons: 3
Coding region: 185-955 (256 amino acids)
Source: RefSeq, a predicted model, not a curated record
CAAAUAAAACAGGGGAUUCGAGUGGAGAUGCUUGCUUUUCCACCAGACGUCGAGUGAUCUGUUGUUUAAUAUUUUCCAACACAUUCCCGUGAACCGAGUUAUACGACGGUGCCAGCAGUGCAACAUUCAUUCCGGAGAUGUAGAUAGAGUGCACAAACGCUUGAUAAGCACGUGCACGACAGGAAUGGCCUGCACCCGAGAUUCCACAGCGGAGGAUAAAGGCAGCAUCGAAUACUUCGACAAGCUGACAAAACAGCACGAAGAAACGGGUUACCUGCGGAAAACAUCCAAUAAUACAGGCUGGCAGAUGAAUGUCCUGGACGAGUUCGGAGAGAGAUUCAUCCAGUAUGCCAAAGCCUGCCAAAAGCCAGUUAUCCUGGAUCUUGGCGUGGCGUAUGGUUACACUUCUAAACAGCUGCUGGAAGCGGGCGCUUCCGUCGUUGCCAAUGAACUCUCCGCCGAAAUGCUGGACGACCUGCUUUCAAACGUCAGUGAAGAGGAAAAAGGACGACUGCAGCUGAAACCAGGAAGUGCCCUGGAUUUGGAUUUUCCAGCGGAAUCGUUCGAUGGGAUUCUGGCUAGUCGAUGUUUCCAAUUUUUCAAGCCAGACGAAAUGCGAAGUAUGCUGGCACGCUUCGCAAAAUGGCUGCGACCCGGUGGAAAACUAUGCCUCACAGUCUCCUCGCCAUAUUUAUGCAAAGCCAUUCCGUUCUUGGAUGAGUAUAAUCGCCGACGGGCUGCUGGAGUAGAGUUCCCGGGAUAUUUUGAGACCGCGGAAUUGGAGACGAUCCUGGAAGGCCUGAAGCAUAUGCAUUUUGUGGAUUUGGAUGUGCUGAAACGUGAAGUCGAGAGAGCUGGUUUCGUUGUAGAGAAAUUGGCAUACAUUGCACGUCCAUAUGCUGCGAACAACGGAAAGGAGGGUGUUGGGGUGAUAUGCAGCAAACCCAAACUAUAACUGCAGUGCUGCUAUUGAUUGACUCUGGCGGAACGUGGAUUUGUGGCAGAAUGAAAAUAGUGAUUAACCGUUAGCGGUGUGAUUUUUAGCGAAUCCAAUAGAAGUAUUAUAUUUCGGGGGUGCUUGUUUCCGGUAUUUCACCCUUGCCGUUUCUGUUUUCGUUUCAAAAAUUUUAUUUAUUUGUGGAUUUAUUAAUCGUUCCCAUGUUUUCUGCAGAGAUUGACAGUUUGGCAUUAUAUCGGAUUAUUUUGGAGCGAAUAAAAAAGUGAGUACGA